AUAGAGGAAGGGCGGGACUUCCUGUCCGUGACGCAACUGGCAAAGUGGAAGACCCGCCGUCAAUCAAAUUAGAAAAAGAAAAAAAAAACUGGACCAAAGCGAGCGCAGGCACCGAUUAAAGUAGCCAUGCUCGGAGUGUUAUUAACCGCAGAUAUAAGUCGUCUGUAAAGAGCUCACGUAAUGACCGCGCCUGAAGGGCCAGUGAAGGCGGGAGUGAUGGCGGACAGCUGCAGCGCUCAGGACGGUUCAGAGCAGGACGGACAGCCCUCGUCGCUCGCCCUGCUCGCCGCCACAUGCACCGGCCUCGGCUCGCCCGCUCAAGGACCCGAGAACCGGACAAACUCUGAUAAUGCUGCCGCUGCUGGAGGGGUGAACCUCUCAGUGCAGUUGACAGGGUCGUCUGAAAGGUGGGAGGCAGUGAAGGAUGAUUCAAGUGUCCUGCAUCUCCCCGGCACGGGUAUCGUCACGUCCAAUGGACAGUAUGUUCUUCCUCUCCAGAGCCUCCAGGGUCUCCAGAACCAGCCCAUCUUACUCACGCCAGGGACCGACGCGUCCGGCGGCGCAGUGCCUAAUAUCCAAUACCAAGUCAUCCCUCAGGUGCAGACGGCCGAAGGGCAGCUGGGUUACUCUGCCGUCGAUGGGGCCUCAAUGGCGCAGGACGCCGCAGGGCAGAUCCAGAUCCUCCCAGACGGCACCCAUACCAUCAGCGUCUCGGCAUCCGCCGACCUUCUCAGCAACAGUCAGAACCUCAUGACCCAGUCUGGCCAAGUGCACCAGAUCCCGCAGGUGUCUCUGGGAAGCUCGACCUUCAGCACUCAGGGUCAGGUGGUCACUAACGUGCCUCUGGGUUUGCCUGGGAACAUUACCUUUGUGCCCAUAAACAGCUUGGAUCUGGACUCUCUGGGACUCUCGGGAGCUCAGCCAAUCGCCACCGGCAUCACGGCUGACGGACAGCUCAUCAUGACCAAUCAGAGCAUAGAGAAUUCUGACGGCUCGGAGAAAGCAGGGGAACAGCAACAGACACUCAACUCUAAUGCAGCCCAGGACAUGUUUGUGCCUACAACAUCUUCAGCAUCCUCCUCGCAGCAGCACACCAGCACGAUAGACGGCACGGGCGUGUUGACGCAGGCUGACGGCUCAGGAUACCUCAGUCAGGUGUCUGGAGGACAGCAGGUGAUCCAGUUACAGCAGAUGCCCUUGCAGACUGGCGAGGGUCAGGUGUCUGCUCAGGCCCAGCAGUCUCUCCAAAACAUCCAGCUCAUCAACCCAGGAACAUUCCUCAUCCAGGCCCAAACAGUCUCUCCGUCAGGACAGAUACAGUGGCAGACCUUCCAGGUCCAAGGAGUUCAGAACCUCCAGAAUCUUCAGCUGCAGACGGCUCCAGCUCAGCAGAUCACUCUUGCCCCGGUGCAGACGCUGUCUCUGGGUCAGGGAGGUACAGCAGUCAGCCUGACCUCAGGACAGAUGCCUAACCUGCAGUCGGUGACGGUGAACGCUGUGGGCCAGACAGGCAUUCAGUUCCAGCAGUCGGAGGACACAGACAGCACUGGAGAUAUUCAGAUUAAGGAGGAGCCUGAUUCGGAGGAGUGGCCUCUGGACAGUAGCUCUACGCUGAAUGCCAAUGACCUCUCUCACCUUCGUGUUCGUUUAGUGGAGGAGGAGAUGGAGGGAAUGAACCAGGAGGGCAAACGUCUGCGCAGGGUCGCAUGCACCUGCCCCAACUGCAAAGAGGGAGGCGGGAGGGGAUCUAACAUGGGCAAGAAGAAACAGCACGUGUGCCAUAUAGCCGACUGCGGGAAGGUGUACGGGAAGACAUCUCACUUGAGAGCUCACCUGCGCUGGCACUCGGGAGAGAGACCCUUUGUGUGCACCUGGAUGUUUUGUGGGAAGAGGUUCACACGCAGUGAUGAAUUACAGCGACACAGGAGAACACACACUGGAGAGAAGAAGUUUGUGUGUUCAGAGUGUUCGAAGAGAUUCAUGCGCAGCGAUCACCUGGCCAAGCACAUAAAGACGCAUCAGAACAAGAAGGGAGGGGGCGGAGCCGUUGUGGCCAGUGUGGGCGGAGCCAUGUCCUCGGACAGCAUCAUCACGACGGGUGGCACCACACUCAUCCUCACCAACCUCCAGCCCGGCACCAUGCAGGGCCUGGCCACCGUCAGCGCUACCGUCAACACGUCUAGCUCACAGGACCAGCUGGGCGCAGCUGAGAUUCCUCUGCAGUUAGUCUCUGUGUCCGCCGGGGACGCAGCCGAGUGACGACGGACCGCUGCUCUGGGAUGCAGCUGAGAAGUCAGUUGGACUGCCAAGCUUCUGCCUCUUCCUCACAUCCUCAUUUUGACUACAUCGAUUCCACGCUCACGCAUAUACCUUGCUUUUAUACCUUUACAUAUUUACCCUCCUUUACGUAAAUAUGUACAUUUACGUGAAUGCAUAUAUACACACAUAUAUAUAUAUGUAUAUUUUACAAAUAUAGAAUUAUUGGGGGUUUUGUUCAUGUUUUUAUGAGGGAAGCAUUAUUUCUUGUUUUCACGUACAACACUGAAAUGCCUUAUAUUGUAUUAUAAGCUGGCGUGUACAAAGCUGGAGUUCUUCAUGGGUGUCAA
Carassius carassius (crucian carp) is the source of this 2606-nucleotide messenger RNA. Its product is annotated as transcription factor Sp3-like. The record is from RefSeq and is a predicted model, not a curated record. The transcript is spliced from 8 exons. Gene Ontology annotation, biological process: regulation of transcription by RNA polymerase II. Gene Ontology annotation, molecular function: DNA-binding transcription factor activity, RNA polymerase II-specific; RNA polymerase II cis-regulatory region sequence-specific DNA binding. Lineage: Eukaryota; Metazoa; Chordata; Actinopteri; Cypriniformes; Cyprinidae. The coding region runs from base 181 to 2259 and encodes 692 amino acids.